CUGGAGGCCGCUUCCGAGGGGGCGGGGCCCGACGGGCGGCGGGCAACGGCAGCGGGCGAAGCGGAAGGCGCCGCGGGGCCAGCGCAGCCGCCGGCCGCCGCACCAGCUAUGGGCGAGCGGGACGGCGCCGGGAUGCAGCAGCAGCAGCAGCAGCAGCAGCAGCAGCAGCUGAAGAGGCGGGGGGCGGCGGGGGCCGGCUCUCGGCAGCCCCGCGGCGGAGCGGGAGAGGCGGCGGAGGCGCGCUCGACCCAGCGCGGCGCGGGGGAUGGCGCGGAUCUCUUCUCCGACGCGGACUUCAGGUGUCACAAGCUGCAGGACUCUCUGCUGAGCUCUGCCAGCGGCUACAGCAACUACCGAGGCAUCCUGAACUGGUGUGUGGUCAUGCUGGUCCUGAGCAAUGCUCGCCUUUUCCUGGAGAACCUCAUCAAGUACGGCAUUCUGGUGGACCCCAUCCAGGUCAUCUCCUUGUUUCUGAAGGAUCCCUAUAGCUGGCCAGCUCCAUGCCUUAUUAUUGCGGCCAACGCGUUUGCCCUGGUUGCUCUGCAUGUGGAGAAGCAGCUUGCUGUGGGCGCCCUAUCUGAGCGCAGCGGGGCCAUCCUGCACACGCUCAACCUCCUGACAGUCCUGUGCUUCCCUGUCCUUGUGGUGCUGGCAGUCACCUCCAUCACACCAGUUGGGGCCAUUUUGGCUCUCUCGGUCCACACCGUCCUCUUUCUCAAGCUCUUCUCCUUCAGGGAUCUCAACAAGUGGUGCCGUGAGAAGAGGCCGGCGACAGCUGAGAGAGUGCGCACAGCUUCAGGGCCACAGAAGACCAAUGGGAACGUGAUUCCAAGAGAGGUGAUUUAUCCAGACAACCUGACUUACAGAGACCUGUACUACUUCUUGCUGGCCCCCACUCUGUGCUACGAGCUGAACUUCCCUCGUUCCCCACGGAUCCGCAAGCGCUUUCUUCUGCGGAGGCUCUUUGAAAUGCUCUUCUUUCUGCAGCUGCUGGUGGGGCUGAUUCAGCAGUGGAUGGUCCCCACAAUUCAGAACUCCAUGAAGCCUUUCCGGGACAUGGACUAUUCCAGGAUCAUUGAGCGUCUCCUGAAGCUAGCUGUUCCCAAUCACUUGAUCUGGCUCAUCUUCUUCUACUGGUUCUUCCACUCCAGCCUGAACUUCAUAGCUGAGAUCUUGCAGUUUGGGGACCGAGAGUUUUACCGGGACUGGUGGAACUCGGAGUCAGUGACCUAUUUCUGGCAGAACUGGAACAUCCCAGUCCACAAGUGGUGCCUGAGGCAUUUCUACAAGCCCAUGAUCAAGAGGGGAGCUGGGAAGUGGACAGCUCAGAUAGCUGUGUUCUUUGCUUCUGCUUUCUUCCAUGAGUACCUGGUGAGCGUGCCCUUGAAGAUGUUCCGGCUGUGGGCGUUCAUGGGCAUGAUGGCUCAGAUCCCCUUGGCCUGGUUUGUGAGUCGGUUUCUCCAGGGCAACUACGGGAACGCAGCUGUGUGGAUCUCCUUGAUCAUUGGCCAGCCAAUUGCUGUCCUCAUGUACGUCCAUGACUACUAUGUGCUGAAUUACGAAGGAAGCCAGUGACUCUGUUUGCCAGUGGAGGCUCACCUUUUCCGUCCUGCCUCCUACUGAGGACCAGCAGGAGGCCUGGCCGUGGCAAGCCCUCCCCCAGCCUUUCCGCUGCCUUCUGGGGGCUCCAGAACCCAUCGACGCACCAGCCCAGGCAGACAUGCUGAUUUUGCUUGGGGGAGUCACCUUGUGCGUGUUACUGUGUGUGUGUGUGUGUGUGCGCGCGCACGCGUGCGCGUGCAAUGGUUGCUUAUCAGGUACUCUUGAGUCUGAAUACUGGAUCGAUGCAAUAACCUUCCUGGUGCCCCAAAUUUUUAGCUAGUCCUUUGGCAGGAUUGAUACUCAAGAAGUUGCCUUCCACCUGUGCAAUAGAAAUGAGGACUGAUGCCAACCGUGCCUGGAAGGGCAGAGGCUGCGCUCCCUUCAGGGGGAAGCUGGGCCAAAUGGCCCUCAAAUGCGUAGGCUAAUGGGCUGCCUCCCUGGCACUUUAAAGGACUCCCGUUCAGCCCCUUCAGUGGAUGAUAGCAGCCCUCCCCCUCCCUCGCUCUGUGGCUCCUGGCCCUCUCUGGCAAGCCGCCUUUCACUGGCCUGGAGCAGAAGGGCUCACCCGGGCACUGCCUUUCACAGAGGUAGGGAGCAGGGCUUUUCUCUGACUGCUGCUGUUCCUCAUGGGGCGCCCCAGCUCUCUGCCCUUCUCGCUGUGGUCUGCCCUGACAAUCCUAGAGCUGAGUUCUUAACAGCCAUCAGUCCCUUUUGCAGCCCUCCCGGUUCUGUGGGACUCUGUCUGGCGUGAUGGCAGGAGCAGUUGUUGCUGUCUGAUUUUCAGUCCAGGGCGGCUUGGGUGCUCCGUGGCCCUACUGUGUUUUGUCAACCCAGCAACUUUUUAAGAGUUCACAGAAUGUAUCUGACCAGUACCAAGUGAUUAAAGCAUAUUUUCAAAA
Molecule: messenger RNA, 2501 nt
Organism: Candoia aspera
Lineage: Eukaryota; Metazoa; Chordata; Lepidosauria; Squamata; Candoiidae
Gene: DGAT1
Product: diacylglycerol O-acyltransferase 1
Exons: 17
Coding region: 109-1575 (488 amino acids)
Biological process (GO): triglyceride biosynthetic process
Cellular component (GO): endoplasmic reticulum membrane
Molecular function (GO): diacylglycerol O-acyltransferase activity
Source: RefSeq, a predicted model, not a curated record